AUGUCUACCACGCUGACCGAGACCACCACUGCUACUGCAAAUGGGCCAACAAAUAUACACCACCUUAAUGGAAGCUCAAACAGUUUCAUCGAAUACGGUUCCACAUAUACACAUGCGGAAGACUUGAUUCCAGCCUCGGAAUACCAGGAGCGCAUUGCAAAGGUUCGAGAUGCGCUACCCAAGGCAGGCUUAACAGGUUUGAUAGGCUUUGGUGACUGUUGGCGUGGCUCCAACGUCUGUUAUUUCACGGAAUUUCGUCCCUUGGAUGGCGUCUCAGACAUCGCCAAUGCCAUCUUCUUUCUCGGAGUCGAUUCGGACCCCGCCCUUUUCGUGUCGAAGCAGUGCGUCAACUAUGCGAGCGAGUGUACAACAUUCCCCGUGUACAGCUUUGAUGAGCUGCACAAAAGGCUGAGUGCUUUUGCAGCAAAUCAUACCGGCACACUAGGUCUUGCAGGGCAUGCCUAUAUCCCUUGGGACCUUAUGAAGCGCGUGGAGGCCGCCGUCGGAAACCUGAAAAUUGAACCAACCAAGUUACUGGCAGAGAUCAAGGCAAUCAAGAGUGACCGUGAGGUUGCCCUGAUACUGAAGGCCUCCGCGUUGACUGAUGCUGCCAUGGUUGCUAUCCGAGAGACGUUGAAGGAUGGCAAGCCGCAUACCGAGCGUGAAUUAGCCCUCAUUGGAGAUCGGGCUAUGCUUGCUGGUGGUGCAGACCGUACUGCUUUUGAUGCAAUGGUCCAGGCAGGGCCUCGCUCAGGAUUCAAUCUCGCUCGCCCAACUGAUCGUGUUGUUCAACCCGGGGAUUUAGUGAUGACGGACAUUGGGGCUCGGUAUCGAGGAUAUGUUGCUGACGGCGGCCGGGGUUUCACUUAUGGUGAGGCGAGCAAGGAGAAGAAGGCCAUCGUGCAAGCUGCUGCGCGGGCCGUUGAAGCCGGUUUGAAGACCGCUCGUCCUGGCAUUACAUGUUCGGAUCUAAACGCCGUCAUUCAACAAUCGUUGGUGGAAAGUGGUUACGAAGAGUACUCGAGCGAAGCCCGUGGCCACGGAACUGGCCAUGGUACCGGCAUGGACUGUGAGGAAGAACAGCCAUGGAUUGGUCCCGGGAACCAAACCGUUCUGAAGCCGAACAUGGUGUUUACACUCAAGGCUACGAUUACCGUCCCCAACGUCGGUGGGCUUCGUACUGAGAGAAUUGUCCAAAUCACUGAGACUGGCGUGAAAGCACUUGACGUUUUCCCAAUGGAGCUGUACUGGUGA
Amorphotheca resinae ATCC 22711 is the source of this 1254-nucleotide messenger RNA. RefSeq lists its product as hypothetical. The record is from RefSeq and is a predicted model, not a curated record. The coding region runs from base 1 to 1254 and encodes 417 amino acids. The transcript has 2 exons. NCBI's taxonomy places the organism in Eukaryota, Fungi, Ascomycota, Leotiomycetes, Helotiales, Amorphothecaceae.